Messenger RNA from Chelonoidis abingdonii (Abingdon island giant tortoise), 6603 nucleotides. It is a transcript of the gene KCNG3, whose product is annotated as potassium voltage-gated channel modifier subfamily G member 3. The record is from RefSeq and is a predicted model, not a curated record. Lineage: Eukaryota; Metazoa; Chordata; Testudines; Testudinidae. Gene Ontology annotation, biological process: potassium ion transmembrane transport; protein homooligomerization; action potential. Gene Ontology annotation, cellular component: voltage-gated potassium channel complex; membrane. Gene Ontology annotation, molecular function: delayed rectifier potassium channel activity; protein binding.
GCCCCGAGCCGAGGCCAGCCGCCGCCCGCUCCGCCCCGCGCAAACCAUGAACUUUGGCCGGGGCCGCUCGGUGGUGUUGAACGUGGGGGGCACCCGCUACUCCUUCUCCCGCGAGGUGCUGAAGGACUUCCCGCUGCGGCGGGUGAGCCGGCUGCACGGCUGCCUCUCGGAGCAGGACGUGCUGGAGGUGUGCGACGACUACGACCGGGAGCGCAACGAGUUCUUCUUCGACCGCCACUCGGAGGCCUUCGGCUUCAUCCUGCUGUACGUGCGGCACGGCCACCUGCGCUUCGCGCCGCACAUGUGCGAGCUCUCCUUCUACAACGAGAUGAUCUACUGGGGGCUCGAGUGCUCGCACCUGGACUACUGCUGCCAGCGCCGCCUGGACGACCGCAUGUCCGACACCUACACCUUCUACUCCGCCGACGAGCCCCCGGCAGGCGACGGCGCCGAGGCCCCGCCUGCCGCCGAGGGCAGGAAGUGGCUGGAGAGGAUGAGGCGAACUUUCGAGGAGCCCACCUCGUCCGUGGCCGCCCAGAUCCUGGCCACGGUUUCCAUCCUCUUCGUCAUCGUGUCCAUGGUGGUGCUGUGCGCCAGCACCCUGCCCGAGUGGCGGGCGGCCGAGAACCGCAGCGUGGAGGAGCAGAGCAGGUACACAGCAGACUCAGUGAGGGAGCCCUCCGGGAUCAUUGAAGCUAUCUGCAUAGGCUGGUUCACUGCAGAGUGCAUUGUGAGGUUCAUCAUCUCCAAAAACAAGUGUGAGUUUGUCAAGAGACCCCUGAACAUCAUUGAUUUGCUGGCAAUCACUCCUUACUAUAUUUCUGUGCUAAUGACAGUUUUCACAGGGGAAAAUUCUCAGCUCCAAAGGGCUGGAGUCACUCUGAGAGUUCUUAGGAUGAUGAGGAUUUUUUGGGUGAUUAAACUUGCCCGUCACUUCAUUGGUCUUCAAACACUUGGUCUGACUCUGAAGCGUUGUUACAGAGAGAUGGUGAUGCUUCUUGUCUUUAUUUGUGUUGCCAUGGCAAUUUUUAGUGCACUUUCACAACUCCUUGAAAAUGGGCUGGACUUGGGAACAAAGAAUAAGGAUUUUUCCAGCAUCCCUGCUGCCUGUUGGUGGGUAAUAAUCUCGAUGACCACAGUUGGUUAUGGUGACAUGUGCCCCAUCACUGUACCUGGAAGGAUUCUUGGUGGAAUUUGUGUGGUUAGUGGGAUUGUUUUACUAGCAUUGCCUAUUACUUUCAUCUAUCAUAGCUUUGUGCAAUGUUAUCAUGAGGUCAAGUUCCGAUCUGCUAGGUACAGCAGAAGCCUCUCUGCUGAAUUCUUAAAUUAAUUAGUGCACCUGCUUUUUGUAAUAGUACUUGCUAAGCUUUGGUGGAAGAGGUGAUGGUUGCUCCCUGUGUACACCCAUCUUGCUGGAUGAUCUAAGGAACACCAUUGUUAUCAGCCUUGAAGGAUGUCAGUCACCAUUCUCAUCUAAAGGAUGACUAUCUGCUUUGGGCCCUAUGAUAGAGAGUGUGGGUGGGGAUGUCGAGAUCUGAGAGGAAGAAAAUAGUAGCUUAUAGAACAACAAUGGGACUGGAAAGUUCUCAAGACCUCAUGGGGGCUGGACUUCUCUCUGCCUAUCCAGACAACUACACACACAAAUCAUGGACUUGGUACCAGGAGAGAUGAAGAUCUGUGACUCAGUGGGAGUUGCAGAUACUCACCACUCCUCAUAGUGAUAUCCCAGAGCCUUCCAAGGAAAAUAUAACAGAUGUCAUUCAAAUAUUUUAAAAUCUAAAGGUCUCUUGGAGGAGUAGAGACCUUGUUGACAUGAAGCCUGCUCCAGAAGAGUUGAGGGCAUUGGAGCAGAAUUGCUGCUACUUUUUAACUCCUCCAAGUCGUGCAGCAGAUGGAAUAAUCUGAUCCUACGACUGAAGGAAGAGGAAAAAAAAAUAUAAAUACACAAGGCAGAGAGAGUUUCACAGCCCAGUUCUGAUCUCAGUUAAAGCGACAGUGAGGUCAAUGGACUUAGUUCAGAUUUUUAUUGGAGGAACCAAGAGGAGUGUAUGUGCCUCUCUAUGUUGUUUCUAUAUGCUUAAUCACAACUGCCAUUUCUCUGGGAGUAAGAUUUAUAGUAGCAACUAAUGUCAUACUUUAUAAAGAUCAGAGUAAAAUUCAGUUGUUGAUAAUAGGAUCAAUAUAUCAACUGCUAGCUCAGUGAGAGGCAGAUACCCAAAUUUGACUUGUGCUCAGCUAAAUUCCAUCAACGUGAAGACAUUUGCCUAUAAGCCUUGAUUUCCUGCCACCUCAUUUUAUUAACCAUCAUCACCUCAUAGUGAAAUAGUAUUCCAAGGAACAUGAUAUGAGUCUGUCACUUGAGAGGUUCAAAAACUUUCUAGACAAAUAUGGAAUUAAGAUGAAUGAAGUUAGGUUCUCAUGUUUCAUACACUACAUUUCUUGUGUAGUACUGCUUAGUAGCACUAUUAAAUAUGACUUUGAAAAGCUGCCAUGUGCUGUUAAACAUUCAAACAAAUUUAGGCACAGCUAAACUAGUACUAUUUACCAACCACCAUUAACAGGAAACAUUUUUACAAACCAGAAUCACCAGUCUAUUUGAAUUUGGUGUGCUUGCCUGAAAGUCAUUGUAAAAUGUUUACUGUGUUUGUAUUGUAGAAGCACCUCUGGAUGUUUUGUGUACAUUUGUCAGCUUAAGAAAUAGAGUGACUGGCACCUACCAACAGAAGUCUUUGGUACUGAUCACUCAGACUAAAAAUAUUAGCUGGGGUACAUAACUAGUACUUGAAGGCCAUAUGCUGAAAAAGAAAUAUGCUGCCAUUUUUGCUGCUCAAGACCUAAGAAAAGUUAUGGAUCAUGUUAAGUGGCAUGCUGUUGUUUUUAGGGGAAAGGGAUAUGUACUGAUAAAGCCACUCAAGGAGAGAAAGGAAAUUGUUUCACUACCGGAAGUUGUAAAGUAACCUGAAAGAAAAGUUGCUCGAUUGCAAUAGCCAUGAGUUUGCAUUUCCCAAAACUAGUUUUCUUAAAUUUCCUUUCCCUUUUUUCUGCAAUAGUUUCUUGAGUAUAUAUUAUUGUGUAGUGCCACAUCCACACCUUUGAAAUCUCUGUAUCUUGCAGAGAGGUGAAUAUUCCUCGGGAAGGGGGAGAAAUCAUUUUUGGGGAGAGAUUCUCAGCUGGUUUAAGCCGGCCAGCUUCCAGUAACUUCAGAGGAUCUAUACCAGUUGAAACCAGCUGAGAUUCUGCGCCUUAGCAUAUAUAAUAGAGCUGAUUAGAGAAAAAAAACCCCCACAAAAAUGAAAAUUAGUUUUUGAUAAAAGAAUCUGAAUUUGACUUUCAUUUUCCAGCCACUGAAGACUGAAACAUUUCAGCCGAAGUUAGUUUAUGUUUUGAUAAAAAAUUAAUGUUUUUUUUUUUAAAAAAAUGCUCUACAAAAAAAUUGGCUUUGACAAAAUGAAAAUUUUCCAAUUGUGUAAUACUGAAUUUCUAUUAUUUUCUUCUUCUACUAGUGUUGAAAAAGCUAGCACUACACAUUUAGAAACUCUUGGGUGAAAUUGGUUUCCAUGUAACUUUUUCAAGUCUUAUGUGCCUUUAAUCCACAGAUUAUAUUUAAACAGAUUAAUACCCUCUAUUUGAGAUGCAAAAUACCAUAUAUAAUUUGAACAAAGUGGGUAUAUCUCAUAGUUUUAAAGAUAUACAAUAUGAAAUAUACUUACAGUAAGUUGUAGUACUUAAUUCCAGAAAAAAAUUAAUUUGUAUUUUUAUCAGUAUAUAUAAGGUCAGUUUUUUAGCUUCAUGUGCAAAAAAGUAAAGUCAGUUAUAAAUUAAUGCACACAAUGACUUUCAAGUACUGAUUUGUAUUGUACAGGCAAUUGAAUACUAGACAUUCCAAAGACAAACUAGUUUCUAGAAUAGGUCUGACAUAAGAGUACAGAAAAUGUGCUAUUUUAUAAAGGGUUUCCAAAUGUAGAUUCUUAUAGAAUACAAAUAAUAAUAAUCACCUACUUAAGAUACUUAUGUGAAGGAAUGUAUGUUUAUGAAAAGUGGAGAUCAGCUUAAAUACAAACAUUUAGAUUGUUGUAGAUCAAUUUUUUUAUUGCAGAAUGUGAACAAAAAUGCCUCAUGUAUUUUAAAUUUGUAUUACAAUAGAAUAAUUUUGAAUAGCUAAGUGGAUAUAAAGUAAGAGUCUAGUCCAUAAAAACUUGCCCUAAAUAUAAGCUAGCUACGGAGAGAUAUUUGCUCUUUUCUUUAUUUUAGUGUAGCAUGGUUAUUAAUGUAUUGAUAAGAGGUUUCCUUUACUCUCUUUAGAAACCAAGUUAAAGUAGCCUUAUAUCAGAAGUAGCCUUAAAAGAGAGAGCCUUAUAGUGAAGGGAUAGGGUAUUCUGAUUUAUAGUGAUGCUUAUUGUCUUAUUUUCUAUAGAUUGAUUUUCCUAGUGAAACUUUCUAUACAUAAAUAUCCUAUAAAUAUUGAAUUAUACAUGUGUAUAAAGAUAAACAUUUCUUUAAACUGGUUAAGUUACUUCAUUAAAAUGCAGCUGAGCUUUCUUUUCAGUUUUAUACAAGCAUUUUGGUGUAGUGUUCUCUCCACCUAAUACAGCAUUUCAAAAACUAAGAGAGGAUAGUUGGCUAAUUCUGAACCACUCCCCCAACCUUCACACCAAAAUAAAAUUGUGUUCCUAUAUAUAAGGUGUACAGUAAAAUCUCUAGCGAUACGUUCUCAAAGAGUGUAAGACACAAACUCAUAUAUGUAUCAUGACAAUUUAAACAAAAAUAGGGAGAAAAUCUGAAUGCAGCAAAUCUAAAAAAACAAUUUGUCAUAAUGGUACACAAAGGCUUCUGUUCAUCCAAAAUGCAGCCAGUGUAAAUGAAUACCAAACUGGAAAUUCCACCACUUGACACCAAAGGCUAAUUGUCAAUUAGAUGUUGGCCUUACCCCCGUGGAGUGAUAGUGUCUGAGAGUGCUCUGCUCUCACUGAAAUCAAUAGGAGUGGCAAGUGCCCAGCAACUUGCAGAAUUGGGCCCAGAGUCUAUUUUUCUCUUACUGGCCUGCACAAAGAGACACUACCCCAAAGUUUCCAGUUACAGAAUAUUAGUUACUAUCUCUUUGGAUAUCUGGUUGCUUCACCUGGGAUACUCGAUGCCUCUAAAGACACACACAAGAGGAGGAAUGUAAUCUUUGGCCAUUUAUCCUAAAAAUCAGAUUAAGAAACCAUACAAAACACCACAGAGACAAGCAAUUGCAGUCAUGGUGCCCCUCUCCCAGGUGAGACCAGACCACACAAUGAUUGACUAUUUUCAAAAACUUUGUCUAGAUGGGUGCAGGUUGUCGGGCUUGAUUAUUAAUUUUGAGGUUAAAAAAUAUCCUUGUGUCAGAGGGGCAUGUUUUGAGCCUCAUGAACAUUGCAGAGAGCCUAGUGAAUAUGAAAAUCCUCUUAUGAGAUGCUUGGCCUGACUAACAUUUAUGUAAUGGAGGAGUGGUGGAUGGGAAUUUUCGUUGUGUAAACAAUCUGUGGCUGUACCACAGACUUCAGCUGAAACCUGCUGUAUCAGGGAUAGAACUGUUGGCUUUGUGAACCAGAGGCCUCUUCCACUUCAGUUAUCUUAAUUACAAACACCUUAACAGAUCUGAACUUCAGCCCAGGAGAGGGCAUAAAGCCCUGAACAUUCACACUAUACCAAUAAUUUCUUCUCACAUAAGAGGUCAGUGAUAAGCUUAUCAAUCAAGCUCUGGCUAUUUGAAAUUUGUAUUGUCUGUAUGCAAAGGCCCAGAUGCUUCAGUUUCAUUCAUCUAGGCACAGGGGUCUGUUCACAAGGAGACAGCUGUAGGAUCAUAGCCCAAGGCUGCGCAUAAUAAAAUAGAUUGAUCAUGUUGGUUUAGAGAGAGAGAGAGAUUUUGUUUUCAUGACUUGAAAGGGAAUCUGGCUCAAAGAAACAAAAGAUACUUUGUUUUUAAAUUAAUUUUCACAUUUAGAAAUGGAUGAUGUUUGUCUACAUUUUACUGGUUCUGUUCUCUCCCUGCUACAUAAAAAUAGCUCCUCUUUAUGUUAAUGGGAGUAAAGAGAGUAAUGAGAGCCCCAUUGAAGCUAUUGCGGUUUACACUAGCUGAGGAUCUGCCCCAGCAGGCAUGGAGGAGACAAUAAAUUGCUGUUCAUAUAAUUAAGCCUUGAAAACUACCUAAUAUAAUGUAUGGUUUAUGAAAUAAAAUUUGGAGUAAAGAAUCUCCUUUGUGGAUGGCAUCACGGGUUAAACUUCAAGAGGAAUAUAUUGUGCGAUUGAUAUGUAUGUUCAGUAAAAUUGUUCAUCUGCUCUGAAUCUAAAUGUUAAGGGCCAGAGAUUAAAUAUAAACUUUGAUCAAAUGAUUAAAGUGACAAUGUUGACUGCAGCUUUUUAGAAUCCUUUGUUCUCUGCAAAUUCAGUAAUUAAUAAUUUUUAUAGAACACUGAUUUUAUAUUGUUUGCAUAUGUGUAAAAAAAUUCUGUAUAACAUUUGACGAGUUAAUAAAUUUUUCUUUCCUUUACCACCUGUAUACAGUAUUACGUGCAUGUGAUCUCCAAAUAAAUCUACUGGAUUCACUAGCGUAUUUCACUGUGCGAGGCUUAAAAUAGAACA